This is a messenger RNA of Knipowitschia caucasica, 231 nucleotides long. Lineage: Eukaryota; Metazoa; Chordata; Actinopteri; Gobiiformes; Gobiidae. The record is from the annotation of a GenBank genome assembly.
AUGAAGAUGAGGAAGUGCACACAGGUCUGGUUCAGGCGCAGUGAUGAUGAUGGAGGAAGUGCACACAGGUCUGGUUCAGGCGCAGUGAUGAUGAUGAGGAAGUGCACACAGGUCUGGUUCAGGCGCAGUGAUGAGGAGGAAGGCGUCUUCAAACUGAACAGAAGAACAAUGUCGUCGCCACCUGCGGGUGUGAAGAGCCUCCAGCCGUGGCCUCUGCUAAAGUGUCUCUGA